CAGGUAAACCACAAAUUAAUCUCCAGCCUUUUCUUUCUUUCUCUCAAUUAAACUAAUACAGCUUUUUUAACUUCCAAUAUUUUCUCAACUAAUUCCGUUUAUUAUGGCUUCAACUAUAACAGUGCCUUCCAUCCAAACAAAACCCCAUCACUGUCGCAUCUCCGCCGUGCCGGAGAGUGAGGUGCUAAGAAGAAGAAAUGAGGAAUUAGAGAAGGAAUUAAAGAAAAGCAUUGAAAGAGAAGAGAAAAUGAGAGAGGAAUUGAAUAAGAUAUGGGAGAGGCUAAGGGUUGCUGAGGAGGCUGAGGAGCGGCUUUGUUCUCAGCUUGGGGAAUUUGAAGCCGAAGCUAUCGAUCAGGCUCGGGCAUACAGGACACGUGUUCUUCAUUUGAUGGAUCAACUCUCUUUGGCACAAAAACUUCUCCAAUCAGCUGCCGUUAGCGUUCCCAAUUCCCAAUAAUAGUAGGGGAAAUUGGGCUUGACGUUUUUUUUUUCUUCUUUUUGUAUAAUUAUCUAGUAUUCAGAAUUACUAGUCCAAAUUAAUUCAGAUCGAAACAUACAGGGAUGUUUGGUGGCGGAUUAGGAGUAAAUUAUUCAUGCAAAAUCUUGUAAUACUGUGUUUGAUAGCUAAUUAUGAGGUGAGUUAUUCAUGUAUAAAAUUAAUACAGUAUUUGGUUUGUAA
Messenger RNA from Lycium barbarum (goji berry), 679 nucleotides. RefSeq names its product protein RESPONSE TO LOW SULFUR 3-like. NCBI's taxonomy places the organism in Eukaryota, Viridiplantae, Streptophyta, Magnoliopsida, Solanales, Solanaceae. Gene Ontology annotation, biological process: cellular oxidant detoxification. The record is from RefSeq and is a predicted model, not a curated record. The transcript has a single exon. Bases 104 to 457 code for a protein of 117 amino acids.